Messenger RNA from Styela clava, 5052 nucleotides. RefSeq lists its product as uncharacterized. NCBI's taxonomy places the organism in Eukaryota, Metazoa, Chordata, Ascidiacea, Stolidobranchia, Styelidae. The record is from RefSeq and is a predicted model, not a curated record.
UGAGUAUCCUGAUUACGGUGGCUUAUUUCUCUAUCUUUUCAUAUUAUUUUUGGUAUUUUUGCCAAGAGUUAAGAAAGUCAAUUUUUUGUUGCAACAUUAAUACAUUAAUAUGCUUGGCAGUGUAUAUCAAUUGCGCCAUGGUAGACUGAAAAAAUAGAGCUAAAAUAUUCAAUAAAGGGUACCUAAUGAAACAUAUAAUACAUCUCUUUUAUUGUUUGGCUAUAUAUUUCAAAGAUUUCCAAACAGAAUAAUUGAAAUAAGACUCGAUUUCAUUUUGAAUAGGCCUAUACAAGUUAACAAGCAUGCUUCGUCCAUGUUAUCAUUUUGCUUCGGAAUAUAUUUCUCAAAAAUGUAUCAAUAAUCAAGAAAAGAUUCCUGAAGGCUAUCAAUACAACAAUAUUUUAUUUAAGUUAACUUAUGUAAAACUCACGCCACGAAUUGCCAUGUUUUUGUGCAUAAUCAAUUUCCUUAAAAAAUGCUUUGUAUCACGGAUAAGAAACAUAUGGUAAUUCAAAUCAUUUAUUAAACAUUGAAUUUCAAUAAAUUGAAGCAGUCUUGCAUGGGCUGCUUAUAUAUUGUAUCAUCUUAGUGCGAUUUAUGUAUGAUAUAUACUUGAUAAGAAUUAACUCAUUACUAAGCAAAUUUUCAGAAGGGAUAUUAGUAUAUUGUGGUUGAUUUAUGUUUCAUAUUCAUAAAUGUGGGAUAAUGUAAAUUUUUGCCACAGGUUUUUUUACAAUGUUGUUUAGAAGUUUCAUAGCAAUGCUAUUGAUUGUUGAAAUGGUAUUUUUGAUAAUCAAGUUUUAUAUUCCUUUAGGUAUUAUUGCUUUGCUAUUUUUUGUGCCUUGAAUGUUGGAUUCGGAUAAAAUUUCCAAUAGAUUUUGCCAAUUUGUUGAAAUAAAUAGGUCAUUGUGAAUUUUGAUAAUAAGUAUUGAACUACAAUAUUUAAUCGGUAUUGCUCAAUUUGCCAAGAAAAAACAUGUGAUAAAAUAUUAAAAUAUGUCAUGUAUUAAAGGAGAAAAGUUUUAUUGCAAAUGAAUGUUAAUCGUAUUAACAAGAUAUAGAUUUCAUUUGAAACCUGAAAUAUUUUUGCACUUUUGUACGUUCAAUUUUGUCUUUUUUCCACUUUUGUCUGGUUAAGAAAGGCUCAUUUUUACCAUGUAGAGACUUUAAAAUUGUAUCCAUACCUGCGUUAAAGUUUGAAAAAAAAAUAGAUUUUGAUAAUUUAAGUUCUAGAUUUUUUGUGUUCCUGAUUUGUUGCAAAAUUUUUGCCACUGGUUCAUGUCAUUCAUAUCUACUGAUUUCUGUAAAUUAAUGAUUGUUUGUUGUGAUCUCUUUUGUGCAUCAUUUGUAACACUUUGCAUUUGUUUUCUAUUUUGUCUGUUGGUUCAUAUAAUAUUUGUUUUAAUAUUGGUAAUAUGUCAAGAUAAAGGAUUUGGUCAUAUAUUUUAUUUCGGUACUUUUAUUGCUGUAGAUUUGCAUUUUGCUUUUAUGUAUCCACUGGAAUGUACACUUCGUUUUUAUUUGAUAAAGAGCUCAUAACAGUUACGGAGAACUGCUGUUAUUGAGAAAUGUAUACCGUAUGUACAAAGAAGUUAGUGAUUUUAUAAUUCGCAGUUGUGCAGUAUCCAUAAAUUAAUCUGCUUUCUAUGAUAACUUGCACCACUGAACAGAAUUUUAUUUUUUGGUUUCAAUUUUUUAUGUCGUUAUCUGCAGCAUCAGCUUUAGAUAAAACAUGUAUUAUCUUUAACCCAUGCCUAAUUGUUUGAGGUUUUUGCAGAAUUUUAUGGCACAUAUUAAAAUGCCCUCUUUCAUUUUAUAGAAUAUGAUAAACUACAAUAUCCCCCUUAAUAAUGCAAUUGGAAAUUGGUUGGAUAACCCAAUCUGAAAUGUAUUUUGAAUUUUCUUUUUGAAUAUCUUGAAUUUACAACUACUGUAAUUCUUGAUGUUCUUAGUUUAUCUUUCUGUACAGUUUUUUGUUACGAUGUUAGAAAAAAAUUAUGUUUGGUUACUGCAAAGUUGGUAAAAUAUGUUUUUAUGAAAUUAUAUGAUAGUUGUGAAUUUAUUUACCAUGUAAAAUUUAAAUUGGUAAAUUAUUCACUAAAUUUCAAUUCGUUAACUAAAAGCUGAAUACAGGUAUCUCUGUAUCACAAGGUGUGCUUUUAUGUAUUAUUGUAUAAAUAUUUUCUUUCAAUUUUUAUUUUUAAAAUCAUGCUGUAAUAAUACGUUAUUAAGCUUUUAUUAAAUGAUAUUAAUCGCUAUUAACAAUGUUGUUGAGUUUCUUUUAUCUACACUACAUCUGUCUAACUGCAUUAAUGUCUUUAUAUUGUUUUUACUACCUCUUUUGUAUAAAAUUUCAGGUUAUUAAUUAGGCCAGUUUAAUAUUAAAUUAUUUAUUUUGUAACAUGCUGUCCUGUAGUGACAUAUUCUGGGAAGAUGCAACUGACUCUGAACCGAAAACAAAGCGUAUAAGUGAUAGAGAAAAUAGAAGGUCAAGGAGAAAGAGUAAUGAUACAUCUAAAAUACGGAAUCAUACGAAAAAUAUCACUGUUAAUAAACAAGAGAAAACACCUUUGAAAAAUAAAAGUAGUACUAAAGUACAGAAGUCAAUACUGGUACCUGAAAAAUUGGUGGAAGGUGGAGAUAGUGUUAUUAAAAGCGAUGAUGGCGUUACUCUCAAAGAUCUCAAUCCCCAGGAUAAACAAAGAAUUGCUCACUUAAUACAAGAACUCGCAAAAGUUGGAGAAGAAAAAGAAAAUAUUGUUCUCGCCCUCAAUGAUGAGAGACAUAAAUUUGUCAUGCAAGUAAGACAAAUGGAGGAAGAAAAAAGAGCUCUUAUGAGUAAGCAACAAUUUUUAGCGGAAGAGGUAAAACAAUGCCAAACAUUGCUUCAAUAUUAUCAAAAUUUAAUCACCAUGCAGCAGACCACACUUCUUGCCAGGGAGGAGUCUAAAGCACAGUCAGAAUCUUCGACAAAUUAUGAAAAACCUGUAGAAUCAUCGUCUCAGAUGACGGAAUCCAUUAUAACUGGCACUGAUGAAGUAACAUCAGAUGAGAUCAGAGUGAAUGAUGCGUAUGACGAACAUACUUCUAAUUCAAGUUUAACAGAAGAUGAUGUGUUGCAGAUGACCGAUCAACAAUACAAAUCAUUUUUGAAAAAGAAAAAGAGAUUAUUAAAAAAAGAACAAGAAAAUUUGCGGAAGUUACUUCUCAUGAAGGAAGGCCAAGAGCCAGAGUUAAAUCAAUCUCCACCUGUUAGAAAUUAUGUGGAUAAAUCAACCGGCCCUCCAUCCUCGUUAAGGAAAAAAUCAAUUCCCAUACAGACUCUAUCUCCAAUUCCAAUGAAAGAAAGCGUAUCUUAUAUCUCUCCAUCCAAAAGUAUCAGUAAUUCAACUCCUCCAAAAACUUUGACAUCUUCUAAUUCAAGCAACAGCACUUUGCAGCAAACUAGAAACUCACCGGAACAAAUUUUACAUUUGCUAACUCAAGACUUAGAAACUGAUUCUCUUUAUGUUACAGAAGAGUUGUCGCGUUCAAAACUACCUGCACAUCCAUCCAUGCAAGAAUCAAAUCUAAGAACAUCCAUUAAUGUUAGUACAUUACAGAGCGCAUUGCCAUGUGAUGACGAUUCCCAAAUAUUGCAAGAUAUAUUUUUUGUUUCGUAAAAUCUUUCGUUUUAUAUUUAUUUAUUUUUUUCAUUUACGUAGCUGCUAACUUAGAACCUUUUUGCAACAUUUUAGCCAUGACUAUUAUUUAAAAUCAACUAAAAAUUUAGUAAAGGGAGGUUCUUUUUUUGUAAUAAGUCAAAAGUAUAAGUUGAAUUGUUAGGUUAAAAGGCAAUAACUAAUAAAAGACUAUUAAUUGUGAUUGAAUUAGUCCAAUCGACAUCCAAAAUUUAGGAUUUUUAAAAAUUGGAUUUUUAGAGUGUUAGAAAUCAAAAUGUACUUCAAAGAAGAACUUUUAAUUAUAUGAAAACUUACCGCAAGUAUAAUGUGACAAUACAAAAUAGUGUAUGGUUGGUCUUGUGGUCAAUUACGAGUUCCUUUGAUUCAUUUGACACGAUUACUUACUGUACUAUUAAUUUAGUAUUUAUUUAAUAAGCCUUAAGGCAGGUUGCCUUCUUUUUUUUCCAAUCGUUUAUGACAUUAUUAACACUAGUAGGCUUGUACUAUAAAAUUCUUUUGGGUUGGCGGUAUAAGUGAUGUAGGGUUUUUGCAGAUUUAAUUUGAACAAUGCCUAAUCAGGAUGGUCGAAUGGACUUUAUGGUUAGAUAAGUAAGUGGGAUUGCCAUUGUGAUUAAAAAUGCUAUUGAAGAUAUAAAUAGAAGAAAUAGAAUAUUGGAAUUAUUGUUUCAAGAAAAUUAGCUAUUUGAGCAAUAUUAUGAUUAGUACUUACGAUUACCUUGGGAAAGAAUUUAUUUUUGGUGAUAUGAGACCUGGUUGUUUGUGUUUUAAAUUUGUUGAUAAAAAUUUGCUUCCGAUUGAUGCCGGAUUAUGAAAUUGGCCAUUUGUGUAAAAAUAUGAUCAUUGUCAAAUUGUCAAUUUCUUUGGUGGAAGGGUAUGAAUUUCAUCAUAUUUUUGAGUUGAUAUCAAUAAUGGACCAAUUUAUAAUAUCAGGGAUCGAAAAAUAUGGCAUGCAUGGAUGAAACGUCCAGCUGUGGAUAUUAAACUUUUUCAUAAUUAUCAAUUACACAAUUUUGCUUCAUAUUAAAACUUUAUUAGUAAAUGAGUAUUUCAAAUUCACGAAAUUUGGCGUUCUGGAUUGUUUGUCUGCAAUGCAUUCCGAUUAUAGAAAUGCAGAAUUACGGUAUGUAUUUGUAAUCAUACUUUACUUUUUGACUUAUUGGGAAUGCUAAUUGAAUUCAAGCAAGUAAAAUUUUUGUUGCAAUUGUUAUAUCUAGACCUGUUUUUUUAUUACUAUUUUACCACCCAUGCAUAUUCCAAAUUACACAUGAAUUCUGUAAUAAUCGGCGUAAUUUUGAUGUCCCUCCUAACUGUAUGUGCUUGUAAUACAUUGUGUAGUGUCUGUUCAAUUGUGAUAUUUAUUUAUUUUCUU